This is a messenger RNA of Dicrocoelium dendriticum, 615 nucleotides long. The record is from the annotation of a GenBank genome assembly. NCBI's taxonomy places the organism in Eukaryota, Metazoa, Platyhelminthes, Trematoda, Plagiorchiida, Dicrocoeliidae.
AUGAACGCAACUAAAAAGGCAGAUGGAAGUGUAAAGAUUCUGGAUACGACGGAGCUUUCAAAGACUUUGCGGGAUUCGUCGAACAUUUUCCAGACGAUUGAGGUCUCGCUAACAAGACUUAAACCGUAUACAAAUUACACUGUUUGGGCGCGUGCUGUUGGACAGGACGCAGACCCAUCAAACACCGGUCCCACGUGGACAUUUUUGACACAUGAAAUGGCUCCUACAAGUCCACCGACCGAAGUCCACGCAGAGGCGAUUUCAAAUGCUGCGGUAACUGUUUACUGGAAUCCCCCAACCGAGCCCAACGGGCGUAUAAGAGCUUAUCGUAUCCUAUACACAGAUCGACCAAAUCUGGAACUGUCGUUUUGGGACACCAGUAUUGUGGAUAUGGAUUCCAAUAGAACACCCUCCUUGGCCUCGCAGUUAACCAGCAUGUAUGUCACGAGUGACCGACAUAGACCUACCCAUCUGUACAUACUGUCGCAUUUGACCGUAAACGCAACCUACUUCAUUCGUGUCAGUGCAGUAAAUGGGAAAGGGGAAGGCCCACCUUCCGAGCCCGUGGUUGUUAUCAUUCGUCCCGGAAGAGUCAAAUAUCAUCUGAAUACUUGA